This is a messenger RNA of Cyclopterus lumpus (lumpfish), 2274 nucleotides long. RefSeq names its product acyl-CoA binding domain containing 5a (gene acbd5a). Bases 413 to 1924 code for a protein of 503 amino acids. Gene Ontology annotation, molecular function: fatty-acyl-CoA binding. Lineage: Eukaryota; Metazoa; Chordata; Actinopteri; Perciformes; Cyclopteridae. Gene Ontology annotation, biological process: fatty acid metabolic process; autophagy of peroxisome. Gene Ontology annotation, cellular component: peroxisome. The record is from RefSeq and is a predicted model, not a curated record. The transcript has 13 exons.
UCCAACUGACAAAAAAAAAAAAACAUGGAUCCCGACUCGAAGCAUUGUGGUAAAUGUAGUUUCACUUAUAUCUGUCGCUAUGACGGGUUCACGUUGUGAAUUCGAGAUGACAUCGAAAUGAAACGACACAGCACUUCUUAAGUUUCACCUCUUCGCAGUUUUCUGAUUUACUCAGCGCACAUUUCCAAUCUCUACCACCCGAGCAGUUGAAGCGGACGCGAGGGAUUGUGGAGCUUGUAGGAAAAACAUCGACGAGCGGUAGAAAAACUACAACUCCCGUACUCCACCUCUGUCUGGCUGCGUUACACCGUUCAUGGCGUCUGGUCGAAGGCUAAAGACGGGUCGCCUUCCGACAAACCGAUAACGCCGUUGACUUUAACGGUGUUCGUGUUGACCGUCUCGGUGUGACACGAUGGAGGUGGAGAGCGUCAGAGUGGACGACGAGAGGCGUCUUAACCUGCUGAGGUUCGAGGCCGCGGUCAAAGUGAUCAAGAGCCUGGCCCCGGAUGGUCCCUUUCAGCCCUCCAAUGACAUGAUGCUCAAGUUCUACAGUUACUAUAAACAAGCCACUGUGGGCUCGUGCAAUAUACCCCGACCUGGCUUCUGGGACGCGGUUGGCAAAGUGAAAUGGGAUGCAUGGAGUUCUCUUGGAGACAUGCCAAAAGAAGAAGCGAUGGCCUCCUACGUUGAUGAGAUGAAGCUGAUCCUGGAGGGGAUGCCCAUGACGGACGAGGUGGAGGAGCUCCUGCGCGUCCUCGGCCCGUUCUACGAGCUGAUCGACGAGAAGAAAAAGAUCACGCAGAUAUCCGACCUGAGCACAGGGUUAGGCACAGUGUUGAAUUCAAGGCCAUCGAAGAGCAUCGCAAAGAGCAUCGUCAGAACGAUGGAAAUGAACGGCACCCUGGAGACUCGUCCGGCCAGGCUGAAGUCAGCGGAAGAAUCACAUGAAGAAGAAGAGGAGGAGGGGGAGGAUGUGGAGGAAGAAGAAGAAGAAGAAGAAGAGGAGGAGGAGGAGGAGGGAGAAGUAGUGAUACGGGAGGUCAGAAAAGACAAGAAAUCCGCAACUUCACAGCCAAAGAAGAAAGGUUCAGCCAGGAGGCACAAAGCGCCCCUGUCGAACGGCAAAGUGGCCAACGGGGUCACCCACCUCACCAACGGCAACCAUUCCAUGGCCGCCGCGAACAACGGCAUCUCCCCGGAGGGGUCGGUCGGAGAGACCCUGCUCAAUGGUCACCACGCGGAUCCCGAUGUCGAAGUGUCUGGUCCGAGCCACCUGGCCAGCGACUCAGACAGCGAAGUCUACUGUGAUUCUGUGGACCAGUUCGGCCAAGAAGAGAGCUCGGAGCACAACCGCUCUUCGGACGACCUGGACGAAGAGGAGAACCACGUCCUGCCGGCUCUGGAGGAGCCGCAGACGGAUGUUCACGGUGCACCGCGGGGCAUCGUGUGUGGAGGAGAAGAUGGAGAGAACGGUGGAGAGAUGUCACAGAGACGGAGGCUGAAUGAAGACCGGCCGGACAGCUCUUUGGUCAGAAGAGGAGGGGGCUCUCGUGGCGGCGGCUCUGGAUCUCUGAUGCCCACGUACGGGGGUGGAGAUGGGGACGGGGACCCCUGGGGAGGAGCCGUGACGCCUGGAGGGAGCCUGAAUGAGCAGAUCGUGGUGGCGUUGGCCAGACUGCAGGAGGACAUGCAGAGCGUUCUGGAGAGGCUGCAGACCCUGGAGGCUCUGACCGCGAGCCAGGCAAGAUCAAUGUCUCUGCCUCCAACGUACGCAUCAACCCUGGGGAAUAAGAGGAGUCAGAAACCGUCCUGGUGGCCUUUCGACAUUUCUCCGACCAGUUUGGCCUUCGCCGUUAUUUGGCCGUUCGUGGUGCAGUGGCUUAUUCGCCUGUACCUGCAGAGGAGGAGAAGGCGGAUCAACUGAACCGGCUCUCGCACAAACACCAAAGGGCCCAGACGACGAGGAGGAGUCCUCUGCACGUCUUUGGUUGGGUUGCUAACGGCUGUAACUCCCCCCCCCCCUCCCCCCCCUUGCUUACACUCACAGCCCAGUAUUUAGCUUUUGCACUGUGAAGAAGGCCUCUAGUGUGGCAUGAGAGCGAGAGGAAGAUGUGCUGUGGAUGUGGAAUCGGAAACAAAGAAACAUGAAUGUGAUUAUACGAGCUUUUCAAGACUGGGCGCUUAGUGUCUGUAACGACUGGUUUGUGUCGAGAGGGGGAACUUACAUAUGUGCCGUGGUCAGCGUGUUUAUAAACCUCUCAUUUACUUCCAUAA